Trypanosoma cruzi is the source of this 1241-nucleotide messenger RNA. RefSeq lists its product as uncharacterized. The transcript has a single exon. The annotation marks the transcript as partial. NCBI's taxonomy places the organism in Eukaryota, Euglenozoa, Kinetoplastea, Trypanosomatida, Trypanosomatidae. The record is from RefSeq and is a predicted model, not a curated record.
UUUCGCAUUGUGGCCACUGUUGCACCGAGACUACACGCCGAGCAGUACAUGUCCAUCAAAGCACUUCGUGUGGCUCUGCAGAAUGACAAGGAUCCCCUGUUGCGGGCGAUGGCAAGGAAGAAGCACUCUCUCGGUGUGAAGCAGUUUAACACCCUGGUGGAGAAAGUGGAAGGGCUGCUGGAAUCGUAUGAGGUGAGUGUGGAGCAGCUGGACACGGCAUCCCUUGAGUUGUUUGAUGAUGUUGGGCGGGUGCCGUCGUGUGGCCUCGCAGCCUGUGGACAACUCUCCCGAUUGGUGCCAUUUGCGUCCAGUAAUCUUCUGCAAGGGAUUGCUUGCAGCACGGAACUGUGGGCGGAGCAUCAGGUGCUCUUGCGGGAGAACAGCGCAUCCGCUGCGGAUGCACCUUUUGCCAUGCUAGAUCGAUACUGCUCGCUUGAUGCUAUGGAUCUGUCGCUGUUGCGAUGUGUGCGGACGGCACAGCUUGUGCACUUGCUCGCCCUUUCUGUUCCCAUAAAAACAUGCGAUACCGUUGCCGUGAUUUUGCCGCUAAUUCGUGCAGCGCGUGUACAGGAAGCCUUGUCAGAACCGAUACGAAAAUUGCUCAUGAGGAAUUUACUUCCACGUGCGCUCUUACGACUUCAAUCGCGGGAUGAAAUUAUGGCAAUUUUGGCAGCGGACGCGGAGCCCCAUCUUCUUCUUUGCACGCUUGCGGCGGUUAUUCGUGACGCUGCGAUGUGCGUUGGCGAUGAAAUCUUGGCUAGUGCGCGGUGCAUAGCCAGUGUUGUGACGGAGUGGAUUGUUAGCUCUCUUCUCCUAAAGGAGGGUACGGCGCCUCUACAUGUGAAGGCCAUCUCAGCGUACCGCGCCUUUUUUGCCUCACUUGAUGAAGCCGCCGAUGUUAUUGAUGACUCUAUUCUUUCAUCCAUUGCCAAAAAACAAACGUCUGCUGUGCAAGAGGCGAUGUGUAUGCUACCUACGCUGCAAAUACCCACCGCACUUUUGACCAUGACAAUACAUCGGCACCUCAGUAUUGCUCCGGUUGUCGUUGCUAGUACGGUGCAACAAGUUAUCACCUAUUCUCAGGGCCUUCGCCCGCUUGACGGGUUGGAGUUCCUUGCAGAACUUUCUUCCAGCCGUAUCAUCGACACGGCAGCAUACAAUGAGCUUGUGCACACAAUGAAUUAUUUUCUGGCCCGCUGCUGUAGGCUGCGCCACAUGCCGCCCAACGGCCGAUUGCUGUC